Molecule: messenger RNA, 165 nt
Organism: Podospora bellae-mahoneyi
Lineage: Eukaryota; Fungi; Ascomycota; Sordariomycetes; Sordariales; Podosporaceae
Exons: 1
Coding region: 1-165 (54 amino acids)
Source: RefSeq, a predicted model, not a curated record
AUGGCGCUCUCUACACACUGCGUCCACGUAUUCCAGAUGAUCAAGGCGGAUAACACUCUGAUCGAAUGGACGUGCCAUUUGUGCCACUCGGGACCCCACUGGUGGAUCUAUGAAUGCCGGUACUGCAAGAUCCACACGUGUCGUGCCUGCAUGGAUGGGGCCUAG